Messenger RNA from Drosophila simulans, 1177 nucleotides. RefSeq names its product protein lin-28 homolog (gene lin-28). Gene Ontology annotation, molecular function: nucleic acid binding; zinc ion binding. The coding region runs from base 324 to 911 and encodes 195 amino acids. The transcript is spliced from 5 exons. The record is from RefSeq and is a predicted model, not a curated record. NCBI's taxonomy places the organism in Eukaryota, Metazoa, Arthropoda, Insecta, Diptera, Drosophilidae.
GGCCUGCUGCGACCUUCCUAGAAAUAGUCAAACGCAACGCGGAGUCAGUGUGACGAAGUGCGUCGUGCGCAGCGGCAGCGUUUUCCAAAUUUCCCCUUCGUUGAACCCAAAAAAUCGAGAAAGUGCUGUAGCUGUGUGAGUGCGGGCAGUGAAAGAUACAGAUACAGAUACGGAUCUUUGGCCACAUGUCUGUUCGUUGGCAGGAAAAGCAUGCAUUUGCAGUGAAGUUCUAAGCAACAUUAAAUCAAACAACAAAACGAAAAUCAAACAAUUGAAGUGGAUUCCAAACUAAGAAAAAUAAACUAAAAACCCAAGAAGUCAGCAUGGAGAACCUACAGCUGGAAAACGGCUUGGAAAGGAGGACCACCAGCCAGAGUUCCACUUCAUCAGCGAAUCCGACAGAUCCUGUGAGUCCCACCGAUGAAUGCGGUUGUGUGCGGCUGGGCAAAUGCAAAUGGUUCAACGUGGCCAAGGGAUGGGGCUUCCUUACACCCAACGACGGCGGCCAGGAGGUGUUCGUCCAUCAGAGCGUCAUCCAGAUGUCAGGUUUCCGAUCACUGGGCGAGCAGGAGGAGGUGGAGUUCGAGUGCCAGCGCACGUCGCGCGGACUGGAGGCCACCAGGGUGUCCAGCAGGCAUGGCGGUAGCUGCCAAGGCAGCACCUACAGGCCACGAAUAAAUCGCCGGACUCGCCGCAUGCGCUGCUACAACUGCGGCGAAUUCGCCAACCACAUUGCCUCCGAAUGCGCCUUGGGUCCUCAGCCGAAGCGCUGUCAUCGCUGCCGUGGAGAAGACCAUCUCCACGCCGACUGCCCGCACAAAAAUGUGACCCAAAGCCACAGUAAUAGCAAAAGAAACAGCAACAAUAGCAGCAGCAGUGCAGCCCAAGAGAAGAGCGAGGAGGCCACCUAGGAAGUCCUUGGACCAUGGACUGGUAGUUGGAAGUUACAAACUUCGUUGAUAAGUACAAAAUGGAAAUCUAAGAAAAAACACGCAUCAAAUCAAAGAAACCCACGUACAACAAAACUAGCUACUACAUUUAGAUAUUAGCGGGAUGAGACGCAGCCCGGAAACCAUCCUAUCCUAAGUUUAUUUUCUAUUUUAACAUUAUUUUCUAGGAACCAUAGUUGCUAAGGUUUUUCACUAGAGUACAAGUAAACGAAUUAAGCUAGAGAGCA